AUGUCUACGGAUACUGCAGAUACCUGGAUGUCCAUGGAUACUGCAGAUACUCAUGGAUACUUAUAUGUAGAGAACUGCAACACCACGGGGGAGGAACCUGGAAUGUCUAUGACAUACUUACAAA
Messenger RNA from Dentiscutata erythropus, 124 nucleotides. The record is from the annotation of a GenBank genome assembly. Lineage: Eukaryota; Fungi; Glomeromycota; Glomeromycetes; Diversisporales; Gigasporaceae.